Molecule: messenger RNA, 2011 nt
Organism: Nanorana parkeri
Lineage: Eukaryota; Metazoa; Chordata; Amphibia; Anura; Dicroglossidae
Product: solute carrier organic anion transporter family member 1B3-like
Exons: 14
Coding region: 34-1980 (648 amino acids)
Biological process (GO): sodium-independent organic anion transport; transmembrane transport
Cellular component (GO): membrane
Molecular function (GO): protein binding
Source: RefSeq, a predicted model, not a curated record
GAAAAAAAAAAAACUUUACAAAAUUAUUUUAAAAUGUUUCUGGCCGCGCUCUGUUUCUCGUACUUCUCUAAAGCGUUUUCGGGGAGUUACAUGAAAAGUUCCAUUACGCAGAUCGAGCGCCGCUUCGACAUCUCCUCCUCCACGGUGGGAAUGGUGGAUGGAAGUUUUGAAAUUGGAAAUCUGCUGGUGAUCGCCUUCGUCAGCUAUUUCGGGGCGAAGCUGCACCGACCGCGGAUCAUCGCCGCUGGCUGCAUUGUGAUGUCGCUGGGGAGUUUCCUCACCGCCAUGCCACACUUCUUCAUGGGACCGUAUAAAUAUGAAUCGUCGAGGGCUCAUACCGCAUCGUCGCUCAGUAAUGUCACGGAGAGCAUCUCCCCAUGUAUGUCCAAUCAGAUUCCUCUCUCUCCUCCGGACAUAGAGUGCAGCAAGACAGGCAACAACAUGUGGGUGUACAUCCUAAUUGGGAACAUGCUGCGUGGAAUCGGAGAGACUCCCAUCACCCCGUUGGGUAUUUCAUACAUUGAUGAUUUUGCCGAAAGUGAAAACACGGCUCUCUAUCUGGCGUUUCUGCAUGCGGUGGGUCUGUUUGGUCCAAUGGCCGGCUUCAUGUUGGGUUCCUUCUUUGCCAAACUCUACGUUGAUGUUGGCUUUGUGGAUAUGGACGAGGUGACCAUCUCCCCGCAGGACACGCGAUGGGUGGGCGCCUGGUGGAUGGGAUUCCUUGUCGCCGGUGUAGUCAGCCUGCUGGCGGCCAUUCCAUUCUGCUUCCUGCCGAAGAGUAUGAAGAAGCCGGAGGGACAGAAGUCCCCCAACUUACUGAUAUUUAAAGAGAAAGAAAUGAUGGAGCCUCAGAAAAAGGCGACUAUAAAAGGCUUUAUCCUGGCGCUGAAGAAACUGGCAUGUAACCGUCUGUAUGUCCUGCUGAUGGUCAUGACCCUGCUACAAGUGAACAGCUUCAUUGGCUUCAUAACAUACAAACCUAAAUACAUGGAGCAGCAGUACGGACAGUCCAUCUCCAGGUCCAACUUCAUCACUGGAGCCUCCUCCUUACCGGCGGCCGCUACCGGCAUAUUCCUCGGAGGGCUGAUCAUGAAGAAGUACAAGUUUGGUAUACUGUCAGCGUCUAAAAUGGCUUUUACUGCAACGCUUGUCUCCUUCCUCCUGUCUCUUUCUGUGUUUAUGAUUGGCUGCGAGAACAAAGAUGUCGCUGGGAUCACGGUGACUUACAACGGGAAUAAAGUGGAAACAUUUCAGGAGAGUAAUCUCUUCUCUUCUUGUAACUCUGACUGCCACUGUCCGUCCAGCAGGUGGGAUCCGGUGUGUGGGGAGAAUAAUAUAACAUACAUGUCAGCAUGUUUUGCUGGUUGCAAAUCAUCCUCAGGGACUGGAAAGGCCAUUGUUUACCAUAACUGCUCGUGUAUCGAAUCUGUGGGUUUCCUAUCGGCCAAUUCGUCCGCCAGGCUGGGCACCUGUCCACGCACUGAGAAAUGCGCCAGCAUGUUUAUAAACUACAUUAUCAUACAGGUCAUCAGCACCUUUAUCUUUGCGUUCGGUGGAUCUGCAUCCUACGUCAUUGUCCUCUGGUCGGUGAGUCCAGAACUUAAGUCACUAGCGAUGGGGGUCUAUAUGUUACUAGUGAGAACGUUAGGUGGAAUUCCCGCUCCCAUUUAUUUUGGAGCCAUAAUAGAUAAAACCUGCCUGAAAUGGGGGACAAAGUUCUGUGGAGGAAAAGGGGCCUGUCGGAUGUACGAUGCUGAAUCCUUCCGAAAUUCCUUCUUAGGUCUCACAACUGGGAUCAGAGCCCCAUCGUUCAUCCUAUUCUUUUGGUAUAUAUGUAUGGUUAAGAAGAGAGUUUCAAAAAAAUCACCAGAAGAUGGUGUGCAGGAGGAAAAUGGCGGCACCAUGAAGAAGGCACACCCAGAAGACGCCACUAAAGAGGAAUGUGUAGCACUGGAAGUGGAGAAGGAAUCCUGCAUGUGAUGGAGUUCUAUCAUGACUACCCUCCCCCUUC